AUGAAUCUGGAAGUCAUGAAAAAGCCAUCCUCCUCCCAUGACUCUGGGGAUGAUGUAGAGAAGAACGAUUCAGAUAGCUACACAAAUCCCAAGUACAGUGCAUACAGCCCCCGUCAAUCAAGACGCGGGCCUGAUACCACAAAUGGCCGGACGGGCAAUGAUCCUGCUGAGGCCACAUCCAUCCGCUCUCUCUAUAGCCGUGAUACGGAGGAAGGAGCCGUCUACGAGUCUGUCUCGGCUCCUACUUCUCCUUCCGGGAGCAUAGCUCCUCAUAACUAUGAGAACGCAUCGGUGGAGCGCGUUCGGGAAAUUGACCUGCUUCCGCAUCCUCUGGAGAUUAAGCCGGUGUCACCCUCUCAACCACAACCACGAUCUACCGUGGAAAGCGGCACAGAGCCUUUCCCAGAUUACGACGAGGCGUGUGAGAUAAACUUACCAGCCAUCGAAGGAGCUCUUGAGGUGGCCUAUAUCUACGCCCUGUCUCAUGAGUCGUUCUACAGUCGCCAACGGGAGGCAGAAUACCUCCACACUUGCCAGGGUGAAGUAGGAUCAGAAUGGCCCGGGGAUCCGCCAGGAUCGCCAUCAAUUGGUCCAGGUAAAUCGACCGCGAGCACCAAUCCGCUCACGAAAGCAAAUCCUUGUGCUCAUCCAGACACCACGUCGGGUUGUCAGGCUGCUAGAGCUAGCACCCCUGAGCAGGUGUCUGGGCCAGUUGACGGCCACCCUCAGACCCCGGCGGCUUCUACUGGUGGAUCCUCUGUAGCGCCCUCGAGCAUUUCAGUCACUCAUUUGAGUUCUCUGGGGUCUGCCGCUGAGCCAGAGUCAGCUCCGCAAACCAAUCCGAUUGUGUCUCCGGCCAGAUCCCAGAAUAGAGUGGACUCGGUGCUGGGUGAAGAUAUGUCUGAGCUGGAGUACCUCUCAGAUACUGACAUCAUGUCCUACAUCCCGAUUCCAGGUGCCGACGAUGAGCGUCAGGGUCUCCUGGAGGAAAUGAGGACGCUGCUACAGAGCCCGCAGGCGCUGUACAGACAUAGAAAUCUGUACAGUCAAAUGAGCACUCAUGCGCUGGCCGUCUCCCACAUCUGCUUGCGCCGCUUCAUGAUGGCCCCUCGCAAGGACUACGAUGCUUUCCUUCGCCCAGACGACAUUCGUUUACUGCUCCCCUCGCUCGCUGGGCUGAGACAGCUUGCCGAAAAUCUCUUCGUCAUGCUGAGACAGGAGUGGGAGAUGGAGAACGUUGACGACCUCGUCCGGGAAGUGGGAUAUAAAUCGAGGGAGGACAACGUCGCGCCCAUAAGGCGCUUUGUUAAUGUCGCAGACACGAUCGUCGAGAAACUCUACUUCGUCCAGCCGAUAGAGCUGCAAAUGUUCGAGGUAUUCUACAAUUUUUUCUUCGCGUGGCUAUACGACGAUUUCUAUACUUUUCGUAUAGCCCAGAUGCUGGCUGGGACCGAACCCGACCCGGAUCGCAUUGCCGUAACGAGCACCAUAUUGGAGAUCUACGACUUCAUCAACGGUACCCGGGACUACUACCUUAAUCUCGCCGAGUCCAACGACAGGAUACGCCUCGAAGUCUUGAUACCCAUGGCCAACCAAGUGCCCAUUGGUUCCAGGGUGUGGAACUACGUCCUCAACCGGAGCAAACGGAUGCUCGGAGGCCGCCAUGCUCGUGACGAGCUCGAGCUCUCCCAGAGACAGCAGGAACUGCAGGAACUGCAGGCACGGAAUGACCCAUUUGCUGGUUUGGACCACCCCAAUGUGGAAAACCCCGUUUCCUGGAGUGUACAUAGAGGCUGCGGGCCCUACGAAACACUUGUCGUUUGUGGCACUGAAAAUGUAAUUUAG
This is a messenger RNA of Aspergillus candidus, 1845 nucleotides long. RefSeq lists its product as uncharacterized. Bases 1 to 1845 code for a protein of 614 amino acids. The transcript is spliced from 2 exons. NCBI's taxonomy places the organism in Eukaryota, Fungi, Ascomycota, Eurotiomycetes, Eurotiales, Aspergillaceae. The record is from RefSeq and is a predicted model, not a curated record.